Molecule: messenger RNA, 3441 nt
Organism: Macaca mulatta (Rhesus monkey)
Lineage: Eukaryota; Metazoa; Chordata; Mammalia; Primates; Cercopithecidae
Source: RefSeq, a predicted model, not a curated record
CCUCCCGGUGGGCGUGCCCCGAAUUCUCUCCCCGAGAGACACGCGUGGGCCGCUCCCCUCUGGGAGGAGGGCUGCCCAGAGGGGUGCAGGUGUCGCUAGCGGCCCCUCCCCGUGUGGGGCCACGUGGCGGGUGCGGGCCGAACCCGAGGGGAAGAACCUGGCCCGUGGGGAGGUUGGGGGGGACCGAAGCGGCGCUGAGCGGAGCCGAGAGCUACGGGGUUCGGAGCAGAGGCGGCCACAGCGGCAGCGGCAGUAAGAGGGAGGGGAGGAGGCAGGCGGGCGCAUGGGGCGCCCCGGCCCCUCCGGCAGCGUGCCCCCUCCGGCCCGGCCGCGCUGAAAGCUACCCAGCGGCGCGCCUUGAACCCACGCCCCGGGGCCAUGCCGGUCAUGAAGGGGUUGCUGGCCCCGCAAAACACCUUCCUGGACACCAUCGCCACCCGUUUUGACGGAACGCACAGCAACUUCCUGCUAGCCAACGCACAGGGCCCACGGGGCUUUCCCAUCGUCUACUGCUCUGACGGCUUCUGCGAGCUCACGGGCUACGGUCGCACUGAAGUCAUGCAGAAGACCUGCAGCUGCCGUUUCCUCUAUGGCCCAGAGACCAGCGAGCCAGCCCUGCAGCGUCUGCACAAAGCCCUGGAGGGCCACCAGGAGCACCGCACUGAAAUCUGCUUCUACCGCAAGGAUGAAAACUCCCUUGGUAGAAGGGGAGCCACCUGGAAAUUUCGGUCUGCCAGAAGACGGAGCCGUACUGUCCUACACCGACUGACCGGCCACUUUGGCCGCCGGGGCCAGGGAGGCAUGAAGGCCAAUAAUAACGUGUUUGAGCCAAAGCCAUCAGUGCCCGAGUACAAGGUGGCCUCCGUGGGGGGGUCUCGCUGCCUCCUCCUCCACUACAGCGUCCCCAAGGCCAUCUGGGACGGCCUUAUCCUCCUUGCUACCUUCUACGUUGCGGUCACCGUCCCCUACAACGUCUGUUUCUCGGGUGACGAUGACACCCCCAUCACUUCGCGACACACCCUUGUCAGCGACAUCGCCGUGGAGAUGCUCUUCAUCCUGGAUAUCAUCCUGAACUUCCGCACCACCUAUGUGUCCCAGUCUGGCCAGGUAAUCUCUGCUCCUCGUUCCAUUGGCCUCCACUACCUGGCCACCUGGUUCUUCGUCGAUCUUAUUGCUGCUCUGCCCUUUGAUCUGCUUUACGUCUUCAACAUCACCGUGACCUCGCUGGUGCACCUGCUGAAGACAGUGCGGCUGCUGCGGCUGCUGCGGCUGCUGCAGAAGCUGGAGCGGUACUCUCAGUGCAGUGCUGUGGUGCUCACGCUGCUCAUGUCGGUCUUUGCGCUCCUUGCCCACUGGAUGGCCUGCAUCUGGUACGUCAUCGGGCGCCGGGAGAUGGAGGCCAAUGACCCGCUGCUCUGGGACAUUGGCUGGUUGCACGAGCUGGGCAAGCGUCUGGAGGUGCCCUACGUCAAUGGCUCAGUGGGCGGCCCAUCGCGGCGCAGCGCCUACAUUGCGGCACUGUACUUCACUCUAAGCAGCCUUACCAGCGUAGGCUUUGGCAACGUGUGUGCCAACACCGACGCCGAGAAGAUCUUCUCCAUCUGCACGAUGCUCAUAGGCGCCCUGAUGCACGCUGUGGUGUUCGGGAACGUGACAGCCAUCAUCCAGCGCAUGUACUCGCGCCGCUCGCUCUACCACAGCCGCAUGAAGGACCUCAAGGACUUCAUCAGUGUGCACCGCCUGCCGCGGCCGCUCAAGCAGCGCAUGCUCGAAUACUUCCAGACCACGUGGGCCGUCAACAGCGGCAUCGACGCCAACGAGUUACUGCGUGACUUCCCAGACGAGCUGAGAGCUGACAUUGCUAUGCACCUGAAUCGGGAGAUCUUGCAGCUGCCGCUGUUCGGGGCAGCCAGCAGGGGCUGCCUGCGGGCCCUAUCGCUGCACAUCAAGACCUCGUUCUGCGCUCCGGGCGAGUACCUGUUGCGCCGUGGGGAUGCCCUGCAGGCACACUACUAUGUCUGCUCCGGCUCACUUGAGGUGCUCCGAGACAACAUGGUGCUGGCCAUCCUGGGGAAGGGGGACCUGAUUGGAGCAGAUAUCCCUGAGCCGGGGCAGGAGGCUGGGUUGGGAGCAGACCCAAGCUUCGUGCUGAAGACCAGUGCUGAUGUGAAAGCUCUGACCUACUGUGGCCUGCAGCAGCUGAGCAGCCAAGGGCUGGCUGAGGUCCUGAGGCUCUAUCCUGAGUAUGGGGCUGCCUUCCGGGCUGGCCUGCCCCGGGACCUCACCUUCAACCUGCGCCAGGGCUCUGACACCAGUGGCCUCAGCCGCUUUUCCCGAUCCCCUCGCCUCUCCCAGCCCCGCUCAGAAAGCCUCGGCUCCUCCUCAGACAAGACGCUGCCAUCCAUCACAGAGGCCGAGAGUGGCACGGAGCCUGGGGGUGGUCCCAGGCCCCGACGGCCCCUCCUGCUGCCCAACCUCAGUCCAGCACGGCCUCGGGGCUCCCUGGUCAGCCUUUUGGGCGAGGAGCUGCCCCCAUUCUCAGCCCUUGUCUCCUCUCCUUCCUUAUCCCCGUCCCUGUCCCCUGCCCUGGCUGGCCAGGGCCACAGCGCCUCCCCUCACAGCCCCCCCAGGUGCUCUGCUGCCUGGAAGCCCCCUCAGCUUCUCAUUCCCCCACUGGGAACCUUUGGACCUCCGGACCUCAGUCCCCGGAUAGUGGAUGGCAUUGAGGACUCUGGCAGCACAGCUGAGGCCCCUUCAUUCCGGUUCAGCAGGAGGCCUGAGCCACCAAGGCCCCGCUCCCAGGUGCCCCCUACAGGGACCAGGCCCAGCCCAGAAUUGGCCAGUGAGGCUGAGGAGGUGAAGGAGAAGGUUUGCCGGCUGAACCAGGAGAUCUCUCGUCUCAAUCAGGAGGUGUCUCAGCUUAGCCGGGAGCUGCGGCACAUCAUGGCCCUGCUGCAGGCCAGGCUGGGUCCACCAGGCCACCCAGCAGGCUCCGCUUGGACCCCAGACCCUCCUUGUCCACAGCUGAGGCCACCAGGCCUCUCUCCUUGUGCGUCCAGACCAUCACCCAGCCUCCAGGAUACUACGCUUGCUGAAGUUCACUGCCCAGCCAGUGUGGGGACCAUGGAGACGGGGACUGCGCCCCUGGACUUGAGACCUUCCAUAUUGCCCCCCUACCCCUCAGAGCCUGACCCUCUGGGACCCUCUCCAGUGCCAGAGGCCUCACCCCCAACCCCAAGCCUCAUGAGGCACAGUUUCCAGUCCAGGUCAGACACGUUCCACUGACCCUGGCCCAGGGCCCAGGCCUGUCUGGGGUGGGCAUUGCCACUCACCACUCAGGGAGGACCUGGGCCCCUUGGCUUCCUGCCUUGGGGUCAGCAGCCACCAGCUGGCCUGGUUGGCUCUGGAUUUCUGGACUUUUUAACCAAGCGUGGUUACCUC